Messenger RNA from Archocentrus centrarchus (flier cichlid), 954 nucleotides. RefSeq names its product FKBP prolyl isomerase 11 (gene fkbp11). The transcript has 6 exons. The record is from RefSeq and is a predicted model, not a curated record. Gene Ontology annotation, cellular component: endoplasmic reticulum. Lineage: Eukaryota; Metazoa; Chordata; Actinopteri; Cichliformes; Cichlidae. Gene Ontology annotation, molecular function: peptidyl-prolyl cis-trans isomerase activity. Bases 316 to 909 code for a protein of 197 amino acids. Gene Ontology annotation, biological process: protein peptidyl-prolyl isomerization.
AGCAACAGAGCCGCGCAGAAGCUGCGCAGCACCGCCCCCCAGCGCCACUGCAGAGCUUCCGCUUCACACCCACGGCAGCCUGAUGGGAUGCUGGCGGAAUGUUUGAGGCGGGUUCUUCUGGGAGAUCCAGGUGUUGGGACAACGUCCAGAAGCUAUUAGAGCUUAUCACUGCAGUAUUACAACACAUCAGCAUUACCUGAGGCUGAGCCAUUUUGGACGCAGAGGUCGACGGGCACACGCUGCAGCGCGGCUCUCUCUCUCACUCGGUCUCUCUCUCUCGCUCUGCUUCUGAGUGUGGAAGACGGAAGUUGCUGGAUGGCAUCUCUUUCCCAGAAGUUCACAAUGAAGACCGCCGUUUUUAUGCUCCUGCUCGCAGUCUUCACCUGUGGACUCGCGCAGGUAGAAGACGCUGAUGAGCCCGAGGAGCUGCAGGUGGAGACCUUGGUGAAACCCGAAACUUGCUCCAUACUUUCCAGAAUGGGAGACACACUGCAGAUCCACUACACGGGUAAGCUGAUGGAUGGAAAGGUGAUUGACUCAUCUCUAUCCCGGGACCCUCUUGUUGUUGAGCUGGGCAAGAGGACAGUUAUUGCUGGUCUGGAGCAAAGCUUGGUUGGUGUCUGUGAAGGGCAGAAAAUCAAAGCCACUAUUCCCUCUCACCUUGCAUAUGGAAAGAAAGGUUACCCUCCAACAAUUCCAGGUAAUGCUGCUCUCGAGUUUGAGGUGGAGGUGAUUUCUCUGUCACAGCAGACGCAGUGGCAGAAGAUGGUCAACGAUGUUUUCCCCCUGGUGUGUUUGGCCUUGGUGCCCACUCUGCUUGGCUUGGUUGGACUUUACCUUUACAAAAAGGCCAGUGCCCAGAAGCCUAGCAAAAAGAAGGCCAAGGAUAAGAAGAGCAAGAAGAAAUAAGGACAAGUCACUGAACUAUUUAAAUAAAACAUUUUUUUAAUUGAG